Prorocentrum cordatum is the source of this 1791-nucleotide messenger RNA. The record is from the annotation of a GenBank genome assembly. NCBI's taxonomy places the organism in Eukaryota, Dinophyceae, Prorocentrales, Prorocentraceae.
AUGAUGGCGGCCCAGAAGGCCUCCUGCAUCGUGUGGUUGGUCGGGCUGCUGGCCCACAGCGUGCCCACCGCAGUGUCUCUCUACACGGGGCCCACUCUCAGCGUGACGGGAGAUCUGAUGACGUCACCCGCGACUGAGACCUCUGCGUGGUCCUGCACCUCGGUCGGGGCGGGCAGCUUCUCCGCCCAGUACAACUCCUACAUCUCUGGCAGCACCAUCGUUGUUACCAACAAUGCGGGAAGCCAGCGGGGGCGAGCAUACUACACGUGGGCAAACACGGGGGGGUUCAGGAUCAGCUUCGACAUGUACCAGGGCGGUGGGACAGGCGCUGACGGUAUGUGCAUGAAGUACGGAGGUUAUGAUUAUGGCGAACAAGGCGAGCUAAUCGCCGGGAACGGCUUUUCUGUAUGCUUUGACUCCUACGACAACGGCAACGAUCACGGCGUGGUGAUGGGAUGGAAUGGCGCGACCAUAUUUUCAGAAACAGGCACGGGAUACUGGAGUCACCAAGUUCCCCUCUUCGAGGAUUCCACUUGGCACAAUGUAGUGGUGCAGGUCACGCCCAGCGGCAGCGGUGCUAAUGUGAUACUGAAUUUUGACAACGCUUACUACUACAAAACUGCGUGGAUCAGUAGCUUCUCAUCUCCAGUUGGUAGCCAACAGGUAGCCUUCACUGCAAGAACUGGUGGUUCCACCAACUGGCACUAUGCCAAGAACGUCCAGGUGUGCAGCGUUGCGACUCCGAGCCCAACGCCGUACCCGACGCCGUACCCGACGCCGUACCCGACGCCCAACCCGACGCCCAACCCGACGCCGUACCCGACGCCGUACCCGACGCCGUACCCGACGCCGAACCCGACGCCCAAUCCGACGCCGUACCCGACGCCGUACCCGACGCCUUUUCCGACGCCGUACCCAACGUCGUACCCGACGGCCUUCCCGACGCAGUACCCGACUGCCUUUCCGACGCCGUACCCGACACCGUACCCGACGCCGUACCCGACGGCCUUUCCAACGCCGUACCCGACGGCCUUCCCGACGCCGUACCCGACAGCGUUUCCAACGCCGUACCCGACGGCCUUUCCAACGCCGUACCCGACGGCCUUCCCGACGCCGUACCCGACGGCGUUUCCAACGCCGUACCCGACGGCCUUUCCAACGCCCUUCCCGACGCCGAGCCCGACGCCCAGCCCGACGUAUCCUCCAGGUUGGCCGACGCCGCAUCCGACGUUUCCCGCGGCGCCCGUGGCCGGCGGCGCAGCUGGCGGAGGCGCGGCUGCCACUGGCGACCCACACCUUCAGAACGUUCACGGCGAGCGGUUCGAUCUGAUGCAGCCGGGCACACAUGUUCUGAUAAACAUUCCCCGUGGAAUGAGCGUUAAGAAUGCAAUGCUUCGUGUGCAAGCCGACGCGCGCCGACUGGGCGAACGAUGCGCGGAGAUGUAUUUCCAGGAAGUGAACGUUACAGGGUCUUGGGCGGAGGCCAAGCGAGCUGGAGGAUAUCAUUACAGCGUAUCACAGAGCGCAGCCGAUACUCCAGAAUGGGUUGCUUUUGGUACGGUUCAGCUGAAAAUCGUUCAUGGACGUACGGGCAAUGGCCUCCAGUAUUUGAAUGUUUACGUCAAGCAUUUAGGGCGAGCAGGGCUUGCCGUAGGAGGUCUGCUAGGCGAAGACGACCACAGGGACGUGAUGAUUCCACCAGCGUCUUGUGUCAAGCAUACGUCCCUGCUAGAAGUGAGCAGCCAGACUCUUCCUUCCGUGUCGUCGGUUGCAAUGGCAACCUUCGCGUGA